AACACUUACGUAUAAGGACCCAGCAACUUUAUUAUAUGUAACUUGAUAAACAAAGGAUGGGUCCUGACUAAGUGAAUUUCAUGAUAUCUCCUAGUUUAAAGAAAUGGGACCUUACGAGUUUCAACAAAAAGAAGAAAAAGCCAAUCUUACGUGGAAUAGUAACGACACCGUCACGUUCAUGACGAGACAAUUUUGGUUCUAUCAAGGCAAAAGAAAAGAUAGUUUACAAGAUCGAAUUGUCACCAUGAAUCCUAUUCCUCUGGUAGUGUCCUACAUAGUUCGAAACUGGAAUUACUACCUCAGAAAAAGUUUUUCCAUGGGAUUCUCUGCUUUUGCUAACCAGUUCUACAUGACCCAAACUGUUGGUAGUUUACUUUUUGACGGGUACCCAGAACCAUGGAUUAAAGUAGGUGCGACGUUACCAUUUCUUUCCCAGUAUAAUUUUCCACACUGGGAUCGAUACGCUUAUUUCUACAAAAGAAAUGGUACGACCGAAUACAAUGGUGUAUUAAAUAUGGGCACCGGAAAAACUACAAAACUGGGUGAAAUCUAUUACUGGAACUACCAGAAAAAGGCUCCCCACUAUGAUGAUUUGUGCGGACAGAUUACAGGAUCGCGUCAGCAGUUGUUUCCAAGAAAUUUACAAAAAACAUUUUUGUCAUACUUUCUGCCGGAUUUUGGGAGGCCUUUGAAAUUAGAUUUCGAAAAAAUUGAAACCGUUAACAAUAUUCUAGGUUACAAGUUCGUAAUUGGUGAAAGAGUACUGGAUAACGGAACUCGGUACCCUGAAAGUCAAUGUUCAUGUAACGGAGAAUGUGUUCCAUCUGGUACGUUUAACGCCACAAGUUUAAGUUGUAGUCUUCCUGCAUUUCUUUCUUUGCCUCAUUUUUAUAAAGCCGAUCCGUAUUACAUUAAUUUGGUGGAAGGUUUGAAGCCCGAAGCAAACAAACAUGACUCUUUUAUGAUAGUCGAACCUACUACUGGAGUACCGCUAAAAGCGCACUUUACACUACAGUUUAAUUUGUUAGUGCAACCUGUUCCAGGUGUAUCACUGUUUGAAAACGCACCGAAGUUUUUUCUUCCGGUCUGGUGGGCUGUAUAUUCUUACGAAGUACAAGGUUUGCUGCUAUUUGUCGUAAAGUCAUUGUUGUCUCUUCACGUCAUUCUUAAAUUAACUGGAGUUUGUAUGAUUGUGGUUGGUAUAUUUAUUCUAGUGACUACUGUGUCUAAAAGAAUCACAUAUCUUCGACAAAAAUAUAGAAAGUUGGAUCUUAUUGGAGAACAAGAAAUUGUACCGAGUUUAUUAUAUACUGAAGAAACAAUUUAAAGAUUAGAUUUUUAAUACCAAACUAAGAUGUUAAAAGAGAAUUUUGUAAUUGUGACAACAUUAAAAUCGAACUUUUGUUGUAUUUUU
Zophobas morio is the source of this 1414-nucleotide messenger RNA. Its product is annotated as protein peste-like. The record is from RefSeq and is a predicted model, not a curated record. Lineage: Eukaryota; Metazoa; Arthropoda; Insecta; Coleoptera; Tenebrionidae. Bases 104 to 1327 code for a protein of 407 amino acids. The transcript has 7 exons. Gene Ontology annotation, cellular component: membrane; cytoplasm. Gene Ontology annotation, molecular function: scavenger receptor activity.